UCUCCCAGAACCAGGAUGGCACUUCCUACGGGCAGGCGUGAGUAGCAGUGGAGACAGCACCAGACAUGUGGCUCUUCCUUGGGAUCGCUGGAUUGCUGACAGCAGUUCGCUCAGGUCUCCCAUCUCCAGCCCCAUCUGGCCAACACAAAAAUGGCAGCAUCCCGAACAUGCCCUUGGACCUAGUUCGCCUGGUGAACGGGAGCAGUCGCUGCAGCGGAUCUGUGAUGGUUCUACUAGAGUCCUGGGAGCCUGUGUGUGCGGCACACUGGAACUGGACUGCUACCGAGGCUGUGUGCAAAGCGCUGAACUGUGGUGAUUCGGGAAAGGUUACCUACCUGAUGCCACCCACCUCUGAGCUUCCACCAGGAGCCACUUCUGGGAACACUAGCAGCGCCGGGAAUACGACGUGGGCGCGGGCACCAACUGUGAGAUGCAGGGAAGCCAACUGGCAGUUCUGCAAGGUGCAGGACCAGGAGUGUAGCAGCGACAGGCGGCUGGUGUGGGUCACCUGCACAGAGAACCAAGCGGUGCGGUUAGUGGAUGGUAGCAGCCGCUGUGCUGGCCGAGUGGAGAUGCUGGAGCAUGGUAAAUGGGGUACCGUGUGCGACGACACGUGGGACCUGCAGGAUGCACACGUAGUGUGUAAGCAACUGAAGUGCGGCUGGGCAGUGAAGGCGCUGGCCGGCUUGCACUUCACCCCAGGCCAAGGACCCAUCCACCGCGACCAGGUGAACUGCUCUGGGACUGAGGCUUACCUGUGGGACUGCCCGGGACGGCCAGGAGACCAGUACUGUGGUCACAAGGAGGACGCAGGAGUGGUGUGCUCAGAGCACCAGUCCUGGCGCCUGACUGGAGGCAUUGACUCCUGCGAAGGGCAAGUGGAAGUGUACUUCCGGGGUGUCUGGAGCACAGUGUGUGACAGCGAGUGGUACUCAUCUGAGGCCAAAGUGCUCUGUCGGUCCUUGGGUUGCGGAUCAGCAGUGACUUGGCCCAGGGGGCUGCCACACUCCCUGGACGGUAGAAUGUACUACUCCUGCAAAGGACAGGAGCCUGCCCUCAGCAACUGUUCCUGGUGGUUCAACAACUCCAACCUGUGCAGCCAGUCGCAGGCAGCCAGGGUUGUCUGCUCAGGCUCCCAGAGACAUCUCAAUUUGUCUACUUCUGAAGUGCCUUCCAGAGUUCCAGUCACGAUAGAAUCUUCUGUGCCAGUGAGCGUGAAGGAUAAGGACUCACAAGAGCUGACACUUCUCAUUCUCUGUAUUGUCCUGGGAAUUCUCCUCCUUGUCUCCACCAUCUUCAUAGCUAUUCUUCUCUUGAGAGCCAAAGGACAAUACGCCCUCCCUGCUUCAGUGAACCACCAGCAACUGUCUACUGCCAACCAAACAGGGAUCAAUAACUACCAUCCUGUCCCUAUCACCAUUGCCAAAGAAGCUCCUAUGCUGUUCAUCCAGCCCCGGGUCCCUGCAGACUCGGACUCCAGUUCUGACUCCGACUAUGAGCACUAUGACUUCAGCUCCCAGCCGCCUGUGGCCCUGACCACCUUCUACAAUUCCCAGAGACACCGGGUCACAGAGGAGGAAGCUCAGCAGAACAGGUUUCAGAUGCCACCCUUGGAGGAAGGACUUGAAGAGUUGCAUGUUUCCCACAUCCCAGCUGCUGACCCCAGACCCUGUGUGAUAGAUGUCCCCUCUCGGAGCUCUCAGUACCACAUAAGGAACAACAGUGAUUCCAGCACCUCCUCUGAGGAGGGCUACUGCAAUGAUCCCAGCAGCAAGCCACCUCCAUGGAAUUCCCAGGCGUUUUUUUCUGAGAAGAGUCCCCUCACAGAGCAGCCCCCCAACUUGGAACUGGCUGGCUCUCCAGCAGUGUUUUCAGGGCCCUCAGCCGAUGACAGCUCCAGCACCUCAUCGGGAGAGUGGUACCAGAACUUCCAGCCACCACCCCAGCAUCCUCCAGCGGAACAGUUUGAAUGUCCAGGACCCCCUGGCCCCCAAACAGACUCCAUUGAUGAGGAGGAGGACUACGAUGACAUCGGAGCAGCCUAGCCUGGGUCCCCGAGGCUCCUGGGUGGCCCCUCCCUCUGCUCUCCUGUUCUAGCCCCUAGCAGAGGUAGAAGGGUAGGCAUUCUCCCAGCCCCUCAUCCUCCACCCAUCGAUUAACCUGCAGGA
Messenger RNA from Mus caroli (Ryukyu mouse), 2168 nucleotides. It is a transcript of the gene Cd6, whose product is annotated as CD6 molecule. The record is from RefSeq and is a predicted model, not a curated record. Gene Ontology annotation, cellular component: membrane. NCBI's taxonomy places the organism in Eukaryota, Metazoa, Chordata, Mammalia, Rodentia, Muridae.